CGCACUCUGCCAUCCGCCGCCGGCGACCCCCACCAUCCUCUGUGCCCUUGCAGCUUUCACUACCCCCGCCGCCUAGGUUCACAGCCCACCCUACCCUCCGCCGCCGGCGACCACCUCCUGUCCAUCGCUUCCAUAGAUCUUUGAUCAAAUAAGGUGACAGGAAAGUUGUUGCGACCAGCCAUGAAGAACAAGAACGGACGCCGCAGAUGCAAUAAGCCAGCUCGCGACGCUGCCGACCAUGGAGACAGGCUCAACAAGCUGCCUGAUGACCUCUUGCUCAACAUCCUGGAGAGGGUGGACACACUUGAUGCUAUAAGGACCUGCAUCCUCUCCAAGCAAACGCUCAAGCUUCCCACUAUGCUCUCACACUUGUUCAUAAGUGUUGGCUCCAUCUCAUGUCACCACAACUUAGCCUGUGAAUUCAGCAUUGACGACAUUCUCCGAAUCAGCCGUGCUGUGGCUGAUGUCACGGAUAACAUCCUGAGCACAAGGAGCCCAGAAAUCACUGUCAGCAAACUCAAAAUCAGGUUCGUCUUGACGGAUCGUGACUCUGUCUCCAUUGGAAAUUCGGUUGCCCGCGCCAUGGCAAACCAGAAAGUCGAAGCAGCUGAGUUUGAGAUGGUCACCGAGAAGGCUUAUCCUGAUUGCUCUCCUGACGAUCUCCUCCACUUUGGGAGCCAGUUCAAUGCUUUUCUUGGCGCUUGUCCGGACGCAUUCGCUGGCCUCACCCGCCUUUGGCUUCGCAAUAUGAGGUUUGCUGAACUGGGCAUCCCUGACAUCCUCAGCACCUGCAAGCGUUUAGAGUCUUUGCAUUUGACUCACUGCGACUCAGGGAUCCAUUCUGUGCUGCAACUUUCACAUGCUCGACUUGUUGAGCUCAAGGUAGACUCUGGGAAUUUUGAGAGAAUUGAGCUCACAUGUCUACCAAAGCUCCAACGGGUGAGCUAUAAUAACUGGUUCUGUUAUGGAGAUCCCAUCUCUUUUGGCUUUGUACCACAGCUUUCAAAGCUAAGCAUCGCUAAAACAGGCGUCUGCUGGGAAAAGACUCUUGAGUUAAGUCAGCUCCUUGCUAAUGUCCCUUCCAUCCGUGAUCUGCAUCUGGAUUUUGAAUGUGAAAAGAUUUGGGUUGUACCAGAACGCCCGAACCUGCUCACUCCUGUGCUCAGCAAACUACAGAAAGUAAAUCUGGAGAACAUUCCUGAAGGGUGUGAUUUUGCUUGGACAAUGUUUAUUCUUGAAGCUGCACCGUCCCUAAAAGAGCUUUGCAUCACAGUAUGGGAUCAUUGGUGCAUAAUGGCGACAGGCAAAGAGUUCCGGGAGGAACGCGGUUACUGCGAAAAGGCAGAAGUGAACUGGAAGACCCAUGUUCCUGAUCUCAAGCACAAGAAUCUGGUUAAGCUCACCAUCUAUGGCUUCCAACCUGACGAUAGCUUUGUGCGAUACAUCAGGCGUGUCGCGGAAGUCGCGGUUAAUAUGGCAGAGAUAUCUCUGCAUGACAGGAAGGUGUUUGGGUGCUGUGGUGACUUGGACCCCAAGAGCAAGGUUUGUCCGUCAAGAUAUCCACGGACGGCCGAGGAGAGGAAGCAGAGAACCGAGGAGCUGGGUUUGGCUUCGCCUUCUUUGGUUCACUUCCGGUCCUAAUUCAAGAAGAGAUGCAUGAUAUUACCAUGCCAUGUGGUCUG
Molecule: messenger RNA, 1682 nt
Organism: Lolium rigidum
Lineage: Eukaryota; Viridiplantae; Streptophyta; Magnoliopsida; Poales; Poaceae
Exons: 3
Coding region: 181-1641 (486 amino acids)
Molecular function (GO): protein binding
Source: RefSeq, a predicted model, not a curated record